AGAGGAGCGAGGCGAGCUCUCUGCUGUCCGUUGUAAACAUCGAGCUGUGGCCCAUUGCUUCGGCUUCACUGUAUUGUUUUUGGUGUUCAACACCACAUUUAUUUCUGUCUCGUAAAUCAGCGGCCUAAAGAUGCACAUCAAGUCUAUUAUUCUUGAAGGAUUUAAGUCCUACGCUCAGAGGACGGAAAUAAACGGAUUUGACCCUCUGUUUAACGCCAUCACUGGACUGAACGGCAGCGGCAAGUCGAAUAUUUUGGACUCGAUUUGUUUCCUUCUGGGUAUUUCUAAUCUUACUCAUGUAAGUACACGACCCAUUAUAACAAUAUUAAGCUUUAAAAUGACCCAUUUACAGUACAUGUUGUGUUGUUUGACAGUUGUGGAAAGUAUAUAACUACGUUUACUCCUUACUGUUACCAAUUGAGAUGCUUUUGUGAGUAGUUUAAUAUCAGCACUUAUACUUUUACGCCAUAUUUAUGUUUAACAUAUCUGCUACAGUUUACACAUAAUUAGUUCAAAAUAAGAAGCUUAAAAAAUGAAAGCUUUACAUGGACUGCAUGGCAGAUACUGUUGGGAUAAUGUCUGUGCUGCCAAACACUGUCUUACCAACUUCAUUUGUCUCUGCUCAAAAUACCUCUGUGCACUGAAAUUAAGUGUCAAGAUAUUUCAAGCCAAAUCAAAGUCAUAGGUCCUUAUUUCUGUCUUGCAAUGACAAUGCCUUCUGUACAGUCUGCAGGUACUUCUUGUAGCUUGACACUCUCCCAACCUGCAAAAUGAUUUGAUCUCAGUCAAGUGUAAACUCUCUAAACUGUUUAAUUUUACUUGACAGGUGCGAGCUUCCAAUCUCCAGGACUUGGUUUACAAAAAUGGACAGGGCGGUAUUACAAAAGCCACUGUGUCUAUAACCUUUGACAACACCAACAAAAGCCAGAGUCCUCUUGGAUUUGAGACCCAUGAUGAGAUCACCGUAACCAGACAGGUACCCUAAGACAGUGGUUCUCAACAGGUCUCACUCUGGGACCCACAUUUUCCCAUGGUCCUUGAGUAGCGACCCACUUUUAUCGAAUUCAAACCAAGCAAAUUUAUUUUUUAUUUAACAAAAAUAACAUCUUUAAAGGCUCUAAUCUUUAACAUAAAUCCACUUGUUUUAUUGAGUAAGGUGCAUUUCCGAGCACAUGAAGGGGACAACAUGAGGACGACAACUACUGAAGUUACAUAUACAGAAAAUAUCAAAUAUCUACCCACUUUUGGGUUGGGACACACCAGUUGAGAACCACUACCCUAAGAAAUAUUUGUGGAGUAGUUUUUGAAGCCCCUGUCAUAUUGUGAAAGUCUAUUAUCUGCAAGGCUAAUAGUACACUUGUGUUACACUUCAAGGUGGUAAUUGGUGGCAGAAACAAGUACCUAAUCAAUGGAGUCAACGCCAACAACACCAGGGUGCAGGAUUUGUUCUGCUCUGUUGGCCUCAAUGUCAACAACCCCCACUUUCUCAUCAUGCAGGUUGGUAAUGAGUCUGAAGAAGUGUGUUUGGUUGUGCUUACAACAGUAUACAGCUUACUGUGAUGUCUGUAUUUUUCAGGGGAGGAUCACCAAAGUUCUCAACAUGAAGCCACCUGAGGUAAAACACACAUUGAUUGAUUUAUAUCUUACAGUGAGUACUUUGUGUACACAUUUUCUUGCUUUUUAUAGGGUAAGGCUAACGAACUGCUAUGUUUCUACAGAUCCUUGCCAUGAUUGAGGAGGCGGCAGGAACCAGGAUGUACGAGUGUAAAAAGAUAAGCGCUCAGAAAACCAUCGAAAAGAAAGAAGCAAAGCUGAAGGAGAUUCAGACUGUAUGUCCCAAAUGCAUGCUCAUCUUAAAUCUAUGUCCAUUCUGCAGUUCAAGGAUGAAACAUGUUAAACUAUUGAACAUUAAGUAUUUUUUUUUGUUUUUACUUUAAGAUUUUGGAUGAGGAAAUUACUCCAACCAUGCAAAAACUGCAAGAGGUAGGUGACCAGCAAAAUCAAAAGAUAUAAAUUUCCAGUUUAAGGAUGAUAGAUUUUCCAAUGCAUACCUGUUUCUAUGUUCUCAUUUCUCAUUUUCCCAAACCUUCCUCCCUCUUCAGGAACGGUCAUCAUACUUAGAGUACCAGAAACUGGUGCGUGAGAUCCAGCAUUUGUCCCGGCUGUAUGUGGCCUGGUUGUUUGUGUGUGCCGAGGAAACAAAACUCAAGUCAGCAGAGAACCUGAAGGGGAUGCAGGAUAACAUCACCAAGAUGCAGGAAUGCCUGGUCGAGAAUGAGAGCAAAGUCAAGGAGCUCUCAGCCCAGAUUCAGGAGCUGCAGCAGAAAAGAGACCAGGUAUGCUAAAAGACCAGGGUCAGAUGAGAUUAAGUGUCUUUUUUGAUGGCCCUCUUAUGAUUUUGGUGAGCUUUUAAGCUGUUUACUUGAACAUAUCAACAGUUUUCUCUAGAUGAUUUUGUUUAUAGUUUUGUUGUCCCUCAUUUGUAGAUUUCUUCUAAAUAGAUUUUAUUUCUUGGUUGUCAAAGGUUUUACUAGAGAAACAUGAAAUAUUCUCUGUAGUCCACUGAAAUUAUGAUUUUGCCAAACCACCUAAAGCAAAGGGAAUCUUGAGGCAAUAAACUUUGUCUUCACUGUUUUUCUACUCGUCUUCAGGAGGUGAAUGGAGUGUUGAAAUCCCUGGAGGAGGCUCUAACUGAUGUGCAGCGUGUAGAUGCAAAAGCUCAGAGUGCUCUUGAUCUGAAAAAACAGAACCUCAAAGAUGAAACCAAGAAAAGACAACAGCUUGUCAAGAGUAUGGAGGAGGUAAAAACACAGUAAAUUCACUGGUAAAUGCCUCCGACAUGUUGAUUCUUUGGUUGAAAUUCUUAAUGAAAAUCGAUGUUUCCUUUUAUCCAAAGGACAAGAAAAUGCUCACUGUGAAAGAAAAAGAGACUUCUAAGCAGACAGCGCAGCUCCAGGCUUUGCAAGAGGAGGGGCAGAAAGAUAGUGCAGCCCUGGAAGCAGCUGAGCAGCAUUUUAAGGCUGUGUCAGCAGGCCUUUCCACAAAUGAGGAUGGAGAGGAGGCCACGCUCGCUGGCCAGAUGAUGACCUGCAAGAAUGAUAUGAGCAAGGCUGACACUGAGGCCAAGCAGGUGAGAAAAGGACUCAAACAUAUCUGCCAGCCAUAUGAGGUUUCAUUGUUGCUGUGUCAGCUUAUCAAUUAAAAUUUAAUAGAAGUUUGAAGUACAAACAUCAAUACCUGGAUGAGUCUGAAAUCAGCAGGACAGACUGUUAAACUAAUUGUAAAGACAGUUUAAUCAAUCUUGUAUCUUAUCCGGUCACUGUCUUCUUUCCUCUUCAGGCCCAGAUGACCUUGAAACAUGCCCAGGCAGAGCUGAAGACCAAACAGGCUGAGAUGAAGAAGAUGGACAGUGGCUACAAGAAGGACCAGGAUGCCCUGCAGGCUGUCAGAAAUUGCAGAGAGAAACUGCAAGCUGAGCUAGCGAAACUCAACUAUGAAGGUACUGUGUGCAUGUGAGAGCUGGUUGGCCGGUGAACUCUUUAGGCUUUAAUCUGAUUGUAACUGCAGGCCUCAAAAACUGAUACAACUAUUGCAGCUGAGUUUAUAUGAACUGUUUAUACUAAAAACCAAGGUUUAAAAUGGCAUCCCUGCUGUACUUUCUAAUCUACCAUUUAUAAGGAUUAAUGUUAACAUUUAUAGAAAAAUAAAUGCAAAAAGGCUACUUUUAAAAAAAUAUAUAUAUCAGUGUCUACUCUGUUCUCAAAAAUGAAAAAAAAGUUUUGUUUGUCCAGAUUCUGCAUACAGAGCUUCUGUCGUUCCUUUUGCUACAUGUUUGAUAAGGAUAUUUGGGGUCUCUGUCUUUCUAAAUGCAGAUGGAAAGGAGGAGAGUCUGCUGGAGAGGAGGCGACAGCUGUCCAGAGAGGUCUCUAAACUCAAAGAGACCUAUGAGACUCUUAUGUCUCGCUUCCCCAAUUUGCGCUUUGACUACAAGUAAGGAUUUGUUGAAUGAAUCGCUUUAUCCGUUAUGUAUUUUGUCUGCACGUUGAAGUGUGUACAGUGGACAUUUUGAGACCCUCCACAACAACAGUGUGUUUUCAAAUAUUUUAGUUUGAGUCACAUUUUCUCAGUCCAGGCUAGGACAAUAGAGCUAUGAUAAUAGAACUUGUCACUCUUAAGAAUUCUAUGUGAGCCUGACUGAAACAGUUUUUGACUUCUGAGGAAUUUCACAAAACAAAAAUCGAAUGCACUUUGAUUUGUCUCACAGGGAUCCAGAGCGAGGAUGGGACCGUAGCAAAGUGAAGGGGCUGCUAGCAAACUUAAUAACAGUCCGUGAUGUCUCUUACUCGACUGGACUGGAGGUUGUUGCAGGAGGACGUCUCUAUAACAUCGUAGUUGACACAGAGGUAGGUGCAUUAGUAGUCAAUGUCUCACCUCAGAGCAAUAGUGCAGGUCUGAUAUGAUCAGCAAACCAUUUAGUCAGUGUAAGAGGAUUUUUUUCCUGUUGUUUUUGCUUAAUGCCAGGUUACGGGUAAAAAGCUGUUGGAGAAGGGAGAACUUCAGCGCAGGUACACCAUCAUCCCUCUGAACAAGAUCUCUGCCAAGACACUCAAUGACAGAGUGGUCAACGCUGCCAAGAACCUGGUGAGGGAUCGAAAGAGUUCCCCAAAUGAUUUUGAAACAUGAAACGGCCCUUUAACUCUGUCCCUCACUCAAUCCAAUCUCUGUCCAUUCUUUUUCUGUUUUCAGGUGGGAGAGAACAAUGUCCACACAGCUCUGUCUCUGGUAGGUUAUGAAUCGGACCUCCGUAAAGCCAUGGAAUAUGUCUUCGGCUCAACACUGGUGUGUGACACACUGGACAACGCCAAAAAAGUGGCUUUUGACAAGCAAGUGAUGACCAAGACUGUCACUCUGGGAGGGGACAUCUUUGACCCACAGGGAACUCUGAGCGGAGGUGAGAACUGUAGCAGAAUCAUGUAUUGGGAUUUUGUUUUUUGUUCUACACAAAAAAUGCCCAAUCACCAACAUAAACCCUCCUGACAGUCAUGCAAUGCAAAUCCGUUUGUGUUCCACGCUUUUCCCUCUCCAGGUGCUCGAUCCCAGUCAGCAUCAGUUCUGUCCAGCCUGCAGGAGCUGAAGGAGAUCCGGGACAGCUUGAAUGCGAGUGAAGCCCAGCUGCAGCAAACUGAACGAGAACUGUCCAGCCUCAAGGGAACCGCAGAGAGGUACGAUAUCAUUUUAGACACAGGAUAACUACGGAAUAAAGCGCUAUCACUGCAUGUAACUCAGCCACCCUUUAUAGUAGAUAUUACUUUUUGACAUAGUUACUGUUGUGGGUUUUUUUUUCCAUUUUCUUUACCUUUGAAUAAAUCACUAGAACGUGCAGUUUGUAAAUGCCUUCUUACUUUAUGUUUGAUGUAUAUUGCUUUUACAAAUCUUGUCCACUAGAGGGAGCUGAUAGGUUGACUUAUUCUAUUCACAUUCACAAAACUUUCUUAGAUUUAAGUUUAUUUCAUAAAUCCUUGCAACUCACAACACAGAAAACAGUUUUCACCUCUUAUGACUGUUACUCUCCCUGCAGGUACCAUCAGCUGAAGCAGCAGUGUGAGCUGAAGAUGGAGGAAGAGCAGAUUCUGCAGGCUAAAGUUCAGCAAAGCUCCUUCCACCAGCAACAAGAGGAGCUGGAGAGGCUGCGCAAAGCUAUCGGUAAGAAAUUUAAGAUAAAUCACUUCAUUGCAAAACAUUUGAUCUAAAAUCCUGUGUAUGUCCGGCUUUAUAACUUAUAAUUUUCUUGUGUGUUCAGAGGAGAGUGAGGAGACUCUGCGUAGCACCAAGGAGGUACAGAAACGGGCCGAAGAGAAGUAUAAGGUUUUAGAGAACAAGAUGAAGAAUGCUGAGGCAGAGAGGGAGAAGGAGCUGAAAGCUGCUCAGCAGAAACUUAAUGCAGCCAAGUCUAAAGCUGAUGCCUUCAACAAGAAGCUCAAGCAGAAGCAGCAGGUACAAAAAACAUGUUGAAUUCAGGUUUUUUUCUUGUUGUUGGUAUCCUACGGUGGUAAGAUUCUGGUGAACCGGCCUAACGUGUCGUCUUUUUCUCGUGCAAACAGGAGUCUGAAGCCGUGGCCCUGGAGCUGGAGGAGCUGCGGAGGGAGCAGGCGGGCUAUGAGCAACAGAUUCAGGCUGUAGAUGAAGCCAUGAAGGCCAUCCAGGAGCAGAUAGACAGCAUGGCUUCUACUGUUUCACAGAACAAGGUAUUUGUUGUUAAAACUACGUCACACAGAGAUCUGACUGAUUAUUGAUCUGGGGACAGUUCUGCUCUCCCAAAUCUGAGGUUAACAAGAGUAUUUGCCUGAUCUUUGUGCAGGAGGCUGUGCGUAAAGCUCAGGAGGAGCUCGCCAAACAAAAAGAAGGGAUCAUGGCUCAGGACAAAGAGCUCAAGGCAAGUCCAAAUUAUCUCGAUGUUUUAAGUUCUACACUUUUGUUUAAGGACUUUAGUCAAGACUCUUAAAAAAUGCAUCAAAUCAUAAUAUUGUUAACGCCUGUCAGCCUUUCCUUGGAGAUGAUCUUUCCUUACACUCUACUGAAGACGUUAAUUUUUCUGAUAGUUUUCUUUUCACUUGCUUAGUUUUCUAGUUAAAGCAUUUGAUGUCUAAACUCAGGCAAAGAACUCAGAAGCAAACAAAAUAAGGGAGCAGAACAACGAAGCCCAGCUGAAGAUUAAAGAACUGGAGCAUAACAUCAGCAAGCACCGCAAGGACAGCCAGGAAGCUGCUCACAAGGUACAUGUACAUCCAUUCUGUCUUCUUUUUUUCAAUAAGUUUAGACCAUUUUUUGUCGUCCCCUAAUGUUUUAUCUUCCCCAUCAAGAUCAGUUCAACUUUUCAUCUCACCUUCACUUUUAUUAAUUUCUUACCCCAGGUGUCCCAGAUGCUGGAGGAACAUGACUGGAUCCAGACUGAGCGUCAGUACUUUGGCAAGCCCAAUACGUCCUAUGACUUUAAGACCAACAACCCCAAAGAAGCUGGACAACGGCUGAAGAAGCUGGAGGAGACCACCACCAAGCUGGAGAGAAACGUCAACAAGAGGGCCAUGAACAUGCUGAACGAGGCAGAAGAGAGGGUGAGGAUAGAGAUAUUAAGGAGGCUUAGGUUGGUUAAUUUUCUGUGCAUACGACGUGUUUCAAGCAGCUGUUGUCCCUUCUCUAGUAUAAUGACCUCAUGAAGAAGAAGAGGAUCGUGGAAAACGACAAGGCGAAAAUUCUGCAGACCAUCGAGGAGCUGGACCAAAAGAAGAAUGAGGCUCUGAACUUGGCAUGGCAGAAGGUCAGCUCUUUCCUGCCAACCAUUAUCAUACUUUCUUUUAGGGCAAACAUGUGCAAAUACAUUAUGACUGAAUAUACAGUUACAUUAUUUUUUUUUUUUCAGGUGUUGGUUUAGUUGGCCUUUUUGCUCUUCAGAUCAAAUGGACAUUAUUAAUUUGUCAUAUAACCCGGCAAUAUAAUCUGUGUCUGGAAAUUACAUCAAUCUUUACUGAAAUAUGGAGAUGUACAAUGUCAUGAAUGUGACAGCAACUUGACUCUGAAGUGAAUUUGUAUUAUAUUGUAGUUAUUGCUUACACUUUGUUAUUCAUCCUCUCUGUAGGUGAACAAGGACUUUGGCUCUAUUUUCUCCACCUUGCUGCCAGGAGCCACCGCUAAGCUGGCUCCCCCACAGGGCUGCGGCGUCUUGGAUGGCCUUGAGUUCAAAGUAGCCUUAGGAAACAUCUGGAAGGAAAACCUCACUGAGCUCAGUGGAGGGCAAAGGUUAGUAAAAACAUCAUCAAUAUUUGUAAAAUUAAGAACAAUUUCAAAGUUUUUCAUGUCAGGUCCUUUGGCAUUAAUCAAGUUUUCUAAUCUCCCUUUUUUCUUGUUUCAGAUCACUGGUGGCAUUGUCUCUCAUUCUCGCCAUGCUGCUGUUCAAACCUGCUCCUAUCUACAUCUUAGAUGAAGUGGACGCUGCCCUUGAUCUCUCUCAUACGCAAAACAUCGGACAGAUGCUGCGUACACAUUUUAGGCACUCCCAGGUAUGUUUAAAAAAUAACUUCAUACAGCUUCCUUUAUUAACCUGAAAUUGAUUCAAGGGAUCUGUUCUCAUGUGACACAACUCGUAGCCACAGGUGGUUUUUUCAGUGAACAGAUUAGCCACAUUUACGAGUUAUAGAGGCAUCAAUGUGUAAACCCUACAUGAAACAUCCUCUCAUGUCAUAUCGUGUUUCAUUUCUUUCUUUCAGUUUGUCGUGGUUUCCCUUAAGGACGGCAUGUUCACCAACGCCAACGUCCUUUUCAAGACCAAGUUUGUUGACGGCAUGUCCACGGUUACACGCACUGCGCUCAGCCAAAGUGAAACCAACCUUCCACAAAAAGGCCAAGAAAAGGCUCGCCAGAAAGACAAGCGGCACAAACAGCUUAUUGGCUAACUCUUGCACUGAAACAGCUUAUCAAUCACAGCGACGCUGCUCCUGUAUUUCCAUCUUUGAAACCAUAUCGCCUAAAAUGACAGGUUCUACUAUUAACGUCUGCUAUCAUUUGUCUAUAUUUUUGUAUUUCCUGGGGAGUAGAAAGUGAGAUGUUCGCUAAAAUCUUUGUGUAAUUUUAACUGUUAUAUCUGUAAAUUUCUUGGCUUUUCUUAACUGUGCUUGUCUCUUUUUAUGGUCUUUUUCAUGUACUUAUGCAACAAAUCUUCAGUUUUAUUUGUGCAUAUAUUUUAGUAAAUAAAGCAAGUUUAGUAUAAA
This is a messenger RNA of Xyrichtys novacula (pearly razorfish), 8762 nucleotides long. Lineage: Eukaryota; Metazoa; Chordata; Actinopteri; Labriformes; Labridae. The record is from the annotation of a GenBank genome assembly.